Messenger RNA from Poecilia latipinna (sailfin molly), 2701 nucleotides. RefSeq names its product serine/threonine-protein phosphatase 2B catalytic subunit gamma isoform-like. The record is from RefSeq and is a predicted model, not a curated record. Lineage: Eukaryota; Metazoa; Chordata; Actinopteri; Cyprinodontiformes; Poeciliidae. Bases 751 to 2283 code for a protein of 510 amino acids. Gene Ontology annotation, biological process: calcineurin-mediated signaling. The transcript is spliced from 14 exons. Gene Ontology annotation, molecular function: calmodulin-dependent protein phosphatase activity.
AGUCCCGUCACAUCGGCUGGCCUCCACCAUGUUGGAGGAAAUCCGCCCCUGGGCUGCUCCUCACUCCCUGUCAGAUUAGAAUUUAAUCCGAAGAGGAGGAGGAGGACGCGCUAUCAAGACGCUGCCUGCAUCUUGGGGGGAGUCGUGCCGCGCCAGUUUUUUUUUUUUUUUUAUGUGUGUGUGUGUGCACACACUAAAUAAAGGCGUCUCUAGGUCCUGCUGUCACUUUGCUUUUUUUUAUUUUUUCCCUGCAAAUCACGACGGGCGGGUACAAAAUGAGCCGCCGGUCCUUCGUUUUCUUUCUGCUUGUCCGCUGACUUGCCAAGGCGUUAAGAUGUUAGCUGGCUAACUAGCUGGAAAAGAGUAACUAAAUCGGAUUAACUGCUUCCUCUGGGGAACAUAUUCGUUGCUCGAGCUUGUCAAUUACUGCAGCUCCAAUGUUCCUCGUGCGUAUUAAUUGUUGUUUUUAGUUCAUUCCAUCUCCAGAAUUGUGUAAAGAGCCACUACUUUAAGCUUUAAUUAUUCACUGGCGUUAAUAUUGUAAGCUAGUCUGGUUAUUGGUAAAUUACAGCAGCAGACGAAGGGAGCUGGAGGUGGGAAGCGCGUGAGGAACCGCUAACAUUAAAGUGGCACCGCUAACCCAGCCGAAAGUCUGGACGGGCGGACUUAUGCGCUAGCCUCUCCGCUGGAUAGCUGGAUCCAGAACUGAAGCUCUCUCCCCGCUGAAGGCAGACCCCAGCCGAAGCAGAGAUGUCAGGGAAGGAUAAAGACAAAGACAAGGAGCAACAGUCCACCACAGAACGGCUUAUCAAAGCUGUGCCGUACCCUCCUCAGCAUAAGCUGACAACGAAAGAACUGUUUGAAGGCGGAAAGCCCAACGCUGAGCUGCUCCGCAACCACCUGGUGAAAGAGGGCCGAGUGGAGGAGGACGUGGCCCUAAAGAUCAUCAACGACGGGGCCAACAUCCUACGCCAGGAGAAGUGCAUGCUGGAGGUCGAGGCGCCCAUAACGGUGUGCGGCGAUGUCCACGGACAGUUCUUUGACCUUAUGAAGUUGUUUGAAGUUGGAGGCUCUCCCAGUAACACGCGGUACCUGUUCCUCGGCGACUAUGUGGAUCGAGGUUACUUCAGUAUCGAGUGCGUUCUCUACCUCUGGUCGCUUAAGAUCAACCACCCCACUACGCUCUUCCUCCUGCGUGGGAACCACGAGUGCCGGCACCUCACCGAGUACUUCACCUUCAAACAGGAAUGUAAAAUCAAAUACUCUGAGCGGGUAUAUGAUGCCUGCAUGGAAGCCUUCGACUGCCUGCCACUCGCUGCCCUGCUCAACCAGCAGUUCCUGUGUGUUCACGGGGGACUCUCGCCAGAAAUCAACUGCUUAGACGACAUAAGAAAAUUAGAUAGAUUUAAAGAGCCGCCGGCGUUUGGGCCGAUGUGUGACCUGAUCUGGGCCGACCCCGGUGAGGACUACGGCAGCGAAAAGACAGCCGAACACUUCAAUCACAACUCUGUCCGAGGCUGCUCAUACUUUUUCAGCUACGCAGCAGUUUGUGACUUUUUGGUAAAUAAUAACUUGCUCUCAGUAAUAAGAGCCCAUGAAGCGCAGGAUGCAGGGUACAGGAUGUACAGAAAAAGCCAGACCACGGGCUUCCCGUCAUUAAUCACAAUCUUUUCAGCUCCAAAUUAUUUAGAUGUCUACAACAACAAAGCUGCUGUAUUAAAAUAUGAGAACAAUGUGAUGAACAUCCGACAGUUCAACUGCUCCCCCCAUCCCUACUGGUUGCCCAACUUCAUGGACGUCUUCACGUGGAGUUUGCCUUUUGUUGGAGAGAAAGUGACCGAGAUGCUGGUGAAUGUAUUAAACAUUUGCUCUGAUGAUGAGCUCAUGUCAGAAGGAGACGACCUGUAUGAAGGUGGCACAUCGGCGAUGCGCAAGGAGGUGAUCCGGAACAAGAUUCGUGCCGUGGGGAAAAUGGCGCGGGUUUUCUCAGUUCUCAGGGAGGAGAGUGAGAGUGUGCUAACGCUGAAAGGCCUCACCCCUACUGGAACUCUUCCAAUGGGAGUGCUGUCAGGGGGGAAGCAGACUUUACAGAACGCUACCAUUGAAGCAGCUAAAGCAAAAGCCAUUCAAGGUUUCUCUCCCACGAGGAAGAUUCGGAACUUCGAAGAGGCCCGAGGCCUGGACAGGAUAAACGAGAGGAUGCCGCCACGCAAAGACGGCCAGCAGCCGGACGGGACGGCCGUGAACGCCAACGCCCCCAGCAAGAACGGCACCAACGGAUAGAGGGAGGCGCAGGCUCUGCCGUAUCCUCACAGAACCCAUACCGCCCCACUCCCAGCUAACAAAACAAGCUCUGUGUGCGUCUCUGUCCGUCUGUCUGUCUGUAUCCUCUGCUGAAACUGUCUGUCCACCUUUUGCUCACAUGGAGCACAGAGACGGCAGCUUCAGUGGAUAAAAACCGAUGGAGGCCAUAGUGCUGGGAAAACACUUCCAACAACAAAGAGAAGGAGAAGAAAAAACACCCGUGACGUACUGAAUGAUGAGCCUGCCGGAGCAGUCUGAUCUUAUUUAUUGAAGUUUAUAUAUAUAUAUUAGAUUUAUUUAAUAGUGAGUAAAGGUUGAAGACAGUUGUGUAAAUGCAAACUGACACUGAACUUAUGUGAAUUUUUUUUUUUUUUUAAAGGAGAAUUUUACAAAUGGA